Sus scrofa (pig) is the source of this 6916-nucleotide messenger RNA. NCBI's taxonomy places the organism in Eukaryota, Metazoa, Chordata, Mammalia, Artiodactyla, Suidae. The record is from RefSeq and is a predicted model, not a curated record.
UCAUAGCAAUGAUGAAUCCCAGACCCACUGAGCAAGGCCAGGGAUUGAACCUGCAUGGUCAUGGAUACUAAUCGGGUUUGUUACUGCUGAGCCACAAUGGAACUCCCAAAAUAUAUAUUUGCAUAACAUGUACAUAAUUACUGGGAAACCAUUAUUUAAAUUCUUUUAAGGAACAUGUACAUGGUGACAACAAAAAUUGCAUUACACUUACUCUGGUCAGUAUUUACCUAGAACGCUUAUAUCUUUAGGACAAGUAUCUUUAUAAGAGACAUAUUUGGGGAUCAUUCAGAAACUGUUCCUAAGGAACACAAUUUUUUUUUUAAUCCAGGAAGUUGUGUGUUUUUAGAAAUACUUUAGUAUUUCCCAAACUGAGAAUUGUCCACUAAGAAUUGUGUGCUCACAAAUUUUAUUUAAUAAUUACUCAUGCUUAAAGUAUAUUUAAUACCUGAAUAUUUGAUACCUGGCAAAAUGGGAGUGCAUUUUCACCUUUCUUGCCAGUAAGGUCUUCUCAGAAGUGAGCUAUCGUGAUGUGUAAUUCUUGGGAGUGGAAGGUCAGAAUUAAGACAAUCCAGCCCAAGUCUCUUUAAUGCGUGAUUCUUUUGAAAAAAGACAAGAAAUACUUACAAACCUCCUAUCUCUGUCCCAGUUCUCUGGUUCAUGGAAGAUUGACUCUGAGCAACUGAAGUGCUUUCCUUGGGAGGAUUUCUUUGAAGCAGGUCUUUCUUUCACGUGCAAAGGAUAUUCUAGGGAGAUAACUUCCCACUGCUUGUUCAAAGCAUCCUGAUUUUGCUGGCAGGAAUAUGAACAUCUGUUGUGGGGAAAGAAAAAGUUUCAUGCAAAUUACACAGUCAAAGAAGAUUAGGGAUGUUCAAGUUGAGAAACCAGUGACAUUUCUUGUAACUGUGCAAUGAGUCAGCACGUUUUUAAUCUUCUUGAUAAUAUAUGGAAAUGCUGUGAGGGUGAGAGGGAGCGGCAUCCACCUGACGUAUCAUUACUUUAUUUUCUUGUGGGUGUGUGUGUGUGUGCGUGUGUGACUUCAUGGCAUCGACAUUUCUGUUUUUAAAUGAGGAUACAGUAAAUUGUAGUCCGUGGAAGGCUGACUGGAAUCAACACAGCCGUAGCUUUAGAAAGCAGUUUCCGCCCAGCGAAGUGCAGAGCGAUGGAACCCCAUGUUCCUGGAAGUUUGCACAUCAGAGUAAACAAACUUGAAAACCCCUCUUGAUAGCAGAAUUCACCCAGCCUUGUUCCAUUUUCUCUUAACAAAACACACCGCAAAAGCUCUCACAAGCUGCUUUGAUGAAGCCACAUGUAUUUCCCCCUUCACAAUUUACAGGAAGUUACUCUUAAAAGAAAGUGAUUCUGGUGUUUACUGCCCGUGUUAAAGGGACAGAGUUCCUUUUUGUCUCUGAUAACGCUGACGCGAAAUGCAGAAAGAAUUUAUACACGAACAUAAUCAGUAGGUGACUAAGGACAAAGCCAUCACCUGCUGUCUGGUUAGAGCCAAACUUCUGCUAUGAGCCCUGCCCACCGGCUUGGAGCCCCCAAGUUGCAGCUAAGCAGGUACUGAGUGUGUAGAUGCAGGGAGCUUUCUUAAGUCUGAAGACAAGGUGGGUACAUCUUAAACGGAGGGAAAGAGAAGCUUUUCUGUGGAAGGAUAAGGAGUUUGUUUAUAAAGCCGGCUCAGGAAGAAUGUAGAUGUUCAUUUCUCCUAUUCCCUCUGCCUUUUCACCGAGUGGCCUGAGGGCAUCUGUUAACCAGAAUUACUCUUACUCUAGGGCAAACCAAAUUCUUCAUUUUGGUUGCUGUCUUGAAAGAAUAAGCUGGUUGCUUCCAGUUCUUUUUCCAAACACCCCAGGCCUGUGGCUCUGUGAGUGGUGUCUUAGCCAACCUCCUCUCCUCUCCUUUGGCUUUGAAAGAAAGCUCAAGGCCAAAGCUGUUUAUCAAGAGGAAAAGUGACUUCUCAGUAGACUGUCAACUUUUGGCUUCUGUCCCGGUGUUCGUUUUGUUGUGGCAGGUGAAGUUCACCUUGGCCCCACCCAGUGUUUCCACAAAAAGGCAAGGUUCCAAGUAUUCAGAUGAACAAGUGUCACUGCUGGACUUGGAGGCUUGGGGGUGGAGGAUGUUUGCAUAGUUUUAGCCUUGCUCGGGCAGGCGGGGGUGUAGGAAACGGGCAAGUACAGAGGCCAUAGAAAACGUUGAGAGACUCAGUUUGACGUACUCAGUCAGGCUGGUCCAAUACCCAGUGACUCAAAGCAUUAAAAGUCAGCAUAAUCGGAACUCAAGUUAGUGGCAUCGCCUGUGAGCCAUUCACUGCGCAGUAGCAGAAAUAGUACUAGGUGGUGGUUUAAUCCUUCUGAAGGGAGCUCUUUAAACGACAUUUUGUUUCAUUCUCCCCCCCCACGCCCCCAACAUGAAAAGACACUAAAACUGAAAUGGAAAAGAUCUAUUCCAGAGGGGAGCUUCACCACUUCAUCGACGGCUUUAAUGAGGAGAAGAGCAACUGGCUGCGCUACGUGAACCCAGCACACUCUGCCCGGGAGCAGAACCUGGCCGCCUGUCAGAACGGCAUGAACAUCUACUUCUACACCAUUAAGCCCAUUCCUGCCAACCAGGAGCUUCUUGUGUGGUAUUGUCGGGACUUUGCGGAAAGGCUCCACUACCCUUAUCCUGGAGAGCUGACAAUGAUGAAUGACACACAAAUCCAGAGCCAUCCAAAGCAGCAGAGCACCGAGAAACAUGAACUUUGCCCCAGGAACGUCCCAAAGAGAGAAUACAGCGUGAAAGAAAUCCUGAAAUUGGACUCCCACCCUCCCAAAGGAAAGGACUUGUACCGCUCCAACAUUUCACCCCUGACUUCAGAAAAGGGCCCGGACGACUUCAGAAAAAACGGGAGCCCCGACAUGCCCUUCUACCCGCGGGUGGUGUACCCCAUCCGGGCCCCUCUCCCGGAAGACUUUGUGAAGGCGUCCCUGGCCUACGGGAUGGAGAGGCCCACCUACAUCACGCACUCCCCCAUCCCGUCCUCCACGCCGCCCAGCCCCUCGGCGCGCAGCAGCCCCGACCGGAGCUUGCAGAGCUGCAGCCCGCACAGCAGCCCAGGGAACGCCGUGUCGCCGCUGGCGCCCGGCGCCCAGGAGCACCGCGACUCCUACGCCUACUUGAACGCUCCGUACGGCGCCGCUGAAGGACUGGGCUCCUACCCCGGCUAUGCGCCAGCACCACACCUGCCGCCCGCCUUCAUCCCGUCCUACAACGCGCACUACCCCAAGUUCCUGCUGCCGCCCUACGGCAUGAACUGCAACAGCCUGGGCGCCGUGGGCAACAUCAACGGCCUCAACAACUUCGGCCUCUUCCCCAGGCUGUACCCGGUGUACGGCGGCCUCCUGGGAGGGGGCGGCCUGCCUCCCCCGAUGCUGGCGCCCGCCUCCCUCCCCAGCUCGCUGCCGUCGGAGGGGACGCGCCGGCUGCUGCAGCCCGAGCACCCCCGGGAAGUGCUGGUGCCCGCCCCGUCGCACAGCGCCUUCUCCCUGCCCGGGGCGGCCGCCAGCCUGAAGGACAAGGCCUGCAGCCCCACCAGCGGGUCCCCGACGGCCGGCACCGCGGCCACGGCCGAACACGUGGUGCAGCCCAAAGCUACCUCAGCGGCCGCGGCCGCUCCCGGCGGCGGCAACGACGAGGCCGUGAAUCUCAUCAAGAACAAAAGGAACAUGACCGGCUACAAGACGCUCCCCUACCCGCUGAAGAAGCAGAACGGCAAGAUCAAGUAUGAGUGCAACGUCUGUGCCAAGACCUUUGGCCAGCUCUCAAAUCUGAAGGUCCACCUCCGGGUGCACAGUGGAGAACGGCCUUUCAAAUGCCAGACUUGCAACAAGGGUUUCACGCAGCUCGCCCACCUGCAGAAACACUACCUGGUACACACGGGAGAGAAGCCACAUGAAUGCCAGGUUUGCCACAAGCGAUUUAGCAGCACCAGCAAUCUCAAGACCCACCUGCGACUCCACUCGGGAGAGAAACCUUACCAGUGCAAGGUGUGCCCCGCCAAGUUCACCCAGUUUGUGCACCUGAAACUCCACAAGCGCCUACACACCCGGGAGCGGCCCCACAAGUGCGCCCACUGCCACAAGAGCUACAUCCACCUCUGCAGCCUCAAGGUCCAUCUGAAGGGGCACUGUCCUGCGGCCCCGGCCACUGGGCUGCCUCUGGAGGACCUGACCAGAAUCAAUGAAGAAAUCGAGAAGUUUGACAUCAGCGACAAUGCUGACCGGCUGGAGGACAUGGAGGACAACAUCGAUGUGACUUCAGUGGUGGAAAAGGAAAUUCUGGCCGUGGUCAGAAAAGAGAAAGAAGAAACUGGCCUGAAAGUGUCUUUGCAAAGAAACGUGGGGAAUGGACUGCUCUCAGGGUGUAGCCUCUAUGAGUCAACAGACCCGUCCCUCCUGAAGUUGCCUCACAGCAACCCACUACCUCUAGGACCUGUAAAGGUCAAACAAGAAACAGUCGAACCAAUGGAUCCUUAAGAUUUUCAGAAAACAAAAGGUGUUUUGUCUUGUUUCUUAACUUAUGACUUGGCGAGUCAGGGUGGCUGUAACAAAUGCUUGUACAUAAUUCCAGUUCUGCAAAGCUCUCCUGACGGCACAUGGUUUCCCCUCACCUCUCUGGAAUUAAAGAAGGAGCCCCAAAGUUACUGAAAUCUCAGGGUAUAAAUGAGGCAAAGACAAUAUAUAUAUACAUAUUAUAUAUACUUAUUUACACCCCAUCUAUAUAUUUGAACCUGUGUAUUUUGAAUAUUUGUGUGGAUAUGUUUGCAUAGCCUUCCCAUUGCUAAGACUAUUGCCUAGCCAUAAUUAUUUUUUCAAUGAUAAUCCUUCAUAAUUUAUUAUACAAUUUAUCAUUCAAAAAGCAAUAAUUAAAAAAAAGUUUACAAUGACUGGAAGAAUUCCUUGUAAUUUGAGUUAAAUGUUGUAUUUUUGUCUGGUGGCCAUUCUUUGUAGAUAAUUUCUGCACAUCUGUUUUAAGUACCUAAGUUCUAGUAAACAAACAUUACUUCAGUCAACCUCCCUCUAUAAUAAUGGUUUGGAAAUGAAGUUUUGGUAUUGCCAAAGUUAGGCAGUUGAUGUGUUCAUUCAUAGGAUUGUAUCAUUUGAACAGCAUUGUAUAACUUGGGGGGUAUGUGUGCAGAACUAUCCAGUAAUAACUUCAGUAGAAGAAAUGAAAGAGAAUCUUGUAUGUUUCUGUAGAUAGCUCAGAUUCCCCCCCCACACACCCCAGCCACAGAUUUACCAGAAAGGUGACAAGAACGCUUUGCCAAUCUGUCUCCCUCCAAAAAAAACAAUCAGGGUCACCCCACCCCAAAGUCAUGUGACCAUUCAGAGUGGCCAGGAAACUUUUACAUCCCAGAGCUUUAUCUGAAAAUGUGAAGAAGACAAAAUACCACAUUUAAAACCACUGCAAAACAUUCCAAAAGCACAGGUAGUUUUGUAUGUGUGAGGUCUUGGGGCAUGACAUGAGUCUGGGUGUUUUUUUUGUUGGUCUUUUUUGUUGUUAUGUCACAAUGGCACAAACAUGGUGCUCUACCAGGAAGGAUUGGAGUUAGUCAGGCUCAGGCCACCCUUUUUAAAAAAAAAAAAAAGCCCCAAACCGGAAAACGGGUAUUCUCAUUGUCUUAGGGUCAAAGCGGGUAAUGAACAUUCCUAUCCCCGACACAUCAAUUGUAUUUUUUUUCUGUACAACUCAGACUUUCCUCAGUAUUUGUGUUUUUACAUUUUAUGGUUAACUUAAUUGAAGAAGAAAGGGCAUUGCAAAGUUGCAACAACAAUUACCUCAUUGAGUGUGUCCAGUAGUGGAGGAAGUGAUGGCUUCUCUAAUUUGCUACCAGAGGAGAAAGCUAGUGUGCGCCAGAAAGCUAGAAUGCAUGCCAUUCUGUCUCCUCUGCUAAGCCCAAGAUGACUUGUCGGCAUUCAAGGUGUAGGGGAGAACGAUGUAUAUUUAUAAAUCUAUUUAUACCACUAUUCCAUGUGUAUAUAUAAUAUAUUUAUAACCACUUCAAUUGUGAGCCAAACCAUGUAAAAGAUCCUACUUUUUUUCCUAACGGCCAAAAAAAAAAAAAAAAAAAAAAAACCUUUCUAAGACUUUGCUUAAUUAGCACUCAAUGACCUCGCAAUCACAUUGGUGAGCCUGGGCACCCCCUUCUCUUGUAAGAGACCCUAAAUCCUUGGAACAAAGGUGGAGACCGAGUAACAAGCAGGGAGAAAGAGAGACAUCACUUUUUUACUAUUAAAGGACAAUCCAAGAUGGCUUUAUUUAAUUUUGGGGUGGGGGCCACAUUCUGACAAUGUGGUCAAACCCAAGUCCCAGAAAUAAAAAUCAUAUUGUCCACUGUAACUUUUCCCUCUGGUUGUUUGUCUCCCUCCUUUCUGAGUAACUGAUCCUGCAGAAGAGAAUCCUGCAGAUUGAGGGUAAUCCAGGGAACACCAAGAGCCUUACUGAUCUGUUCCUUUGAUGAAACUGACAAUUUUGUAUGUCUCAGUGUUUGACAAAAACAGUCCUUAAUCGCAGGUAAACCAAAGCAUCAGAGACACCAAAUACUUUCUAUUCCCAACCACUCAUUUGUUCUCUUUUCCCUUUGAGCUUUCUCCUACAUGGGGAUUUUUUACCGAGACCUGACCAGUGGCUUGAGACUGCUUGAUUCUCUUUAUCAUCUGACUUUCCCUCUGAGGCCUCUUACAUGUGAAUGUUGAGCCCACAAUCAGCAGUGGUUUUAUUAUUUUUUCCUUCUACUCAAAGUUAAAACUGACCAAAGUUAUUGGCUUUUUACUUUGCUAGAACAACAAAUUAUCUUAUGUUUACGUACUGGUUUACAUUGUUAUUUAUGUGCAAAUUGUCAAAAUGUAAAUUAAAUAUAAAUGUUCAUGCUUUA